Molecule: messenger RNA, 1041 nt
Organism: Plasmodium malariae
Lineage: Eukaryota; Apicomplexa; Aconoidasida; Haemosporida; Plasmodiidae
Product: PIR protein
Exons: 3
Coding region: 1-1041 (346 amino acids)
Source: RefSeq, a predicted model, not a curated record
AUGAAUAACGGGUUUUAUAAAUUAAAAGAUAAUACUUAUAACCAUUUACCUUCAUAUAAAUUUUAUGAACAACUGAAUAGCGAUAUCAAUGAAGAUGACAAUGAAAGUGUGUACUGGGAUUCCGUAGAACCAUCUUUUGACAAAACCCUCUGGGCUCGUGAUGUUUUUUUGAAACUAGAAAGAAACGUAUUAUCAGUAAACAGAAAUCGUAUAGAGGAUGUUUUCAGUAAAAAACAUUGUUAUGAUUUGAAUUAUUGGUUAUAUGAGCAAGUAUAUAAAAAUUUUGAUCAUAAUGAGAAAGAUGAAAAUUUUUAUAAAACUAUUGACAUUUUCCAAGAUGGAUGGAAGAGAAUUAAUAAUAGUGAAUUUCCAAAUGAAGAUAAUGUAUGUCAUCCGGAUCACACUUUGGUUGAUAUGGAAUAUUUGAAAGAUGUUAAGAAUCUGUUUGAUCUUAUUGAAGAUUAUGUUAUUAUUAAAGCUGAAGUUAUUAGAGAUACUAAUAAUGCAUGUUACAAAUAUAUUGAAUAUCUUAAACAAAAGGUUCCACUUUAUUAUGAGUGGGAAAAUGUGUGCACAGUGGAAGAAGAUAAUAUAUGUACAAGGUACAUUGAUGAUUAUACCAAGUAUAAUCCAAGAAAUGUCUUAGAAAAUUUGUCCGUCGUUGGACUUUCCCUUGCAUCCGUAUUCAAUGAUUGUUACCAAAAUAUUAUAACUGUGUUUCAGGAAUCAGAAAAGUUACCUUCCCGUACAGAAUUAAAACAAAGAAAUGCUUUAGGACAAAUUGAAAGUACAGUGGUAAAAGUAGGAAGAACCUUGGCAGAAAUUGGAGAUGACGGAAUGCAGUCAGGAGAUAUAUUUAUUGGUGUAAAUGAUUUCGUUUAUUCGUUAAUUUACGCAGUAAAAAGACUUAAUUCUUACGUUUUUGACCAUUUCACAACAAUGAAUAUUUUGUUGUUGGUAAUAUUAAUGGCUCUUUUCAUUUUUUGUAAGUUUAUUAGUGGACGAUCCAUGUCAUGUAAUGAUAGUAAAAAAAAAAAAUAA